Anthostomella pinea is the source of this 1377-nucleotide messenger RNA. The record is from the annotation of a GenBank genome assembly. Lineage: Eukaryota; Fungi; Ascomycota; Sordariomycetes; Xylariales; Xylariaceae.
AUGCCGGCCAAACAAAAGCAGCCAGUCUACGUGCUGGGCGUGGGCAUGACCAAGUUCGUCAAGCCCCGCGGCAAGGUCGACUACACGGAACUUGGUUUCGAAGCUGGCGUGAAGGCCAUGCUCGACGCCCAGAUCAACUACGAUGACGUUGAACAAGGUAUCGCUUGCUACUGCUACGGCGACUCAACCUGUGGGCAGCGAGUCUUCUACCAGUUCGGCAUGACCCAAAUACCCAUCGUCAAUGUCAACAACAACUGCUCAACCGGCUCCACCGGCUUGAACAUGGCGCGGACUACCAUCGCCUAUGGUGGUGCAGACUGUAUCAUGGUUGUCGGCUUCGAGCAGAUGAUGCGCGGAAGUCUCCAGAGCUUCUUCAACGACAGGGAGAACCCGACUGGCACCAGCGCCAUGAUGAUGGCUGAGACCCGAGGCUUCACCAACGCCCCCGGUGCCGCUCAGAUGUUCGGAAACGCCGGAAGGGAAUACAUGGAGAAGUAUGGCGCCAAGCUGGAGGACUUUGCAGAAAUCGGUCGCGUCAACCACGAGCACUCUGUUCGCAACCCCUACUCGCAGUUCCAGGACGUCUACACCCUGGACCAGAUCAUGAAAGCUCCAAUGAUUCACGAGCCGCUCACCAAGCUUCAAUGCUGUCCUACCUCGGAUGGAGGUGCCGCGGCUGUCUUGGUCUCACAAGACUUCCUCGACGCCAGGCCACACCUCAAAGACCAGGCCAUCCUGAUCGCCGGGCAGUGCCUCGCCACGGAUGCGCCAAGUCUCUUCUCGAAGAGUGCGAUCGACCUGAUGGGCUUCGAAAUGACCAAGUACGCCGCCCAGACCGCCCUGGCUGAGGCCAAGGUAUCACCUAAGGAUGUCCAAGUCUGUGAGCUCCACGACUGCUUCUCGGCUAACGAGAUGAUCACCAUCGAUGCCCUAGGGUUAUCCGAGCCUGGCAAGGCGCAUGAGAUGGUUCGCAAGGGCGACAUCACUUACGGUGGAGAGAUGGUCAUCAACCCGUCUGGCGGACUCAUCUCCAAGGGCCACCCCCUUGGUGCCACCGGCAUCGCACAGUGUGCCGAGCUGGUCUGGCACCUGCGAGGAUGGGCCAACAACAGAGCUGUACCGAGCACCAAGUACGCCCUACAGCAUAACCUCGGCCUGGGCGGAGCCGCCGUUGUCACGGUAUACUGCCGUCCCGACAGAAGCGAGGCGCCCAAGGUAGACACGGCAACCAUUGGAAAGAAGAACAAUCUGGGAUAUAACCCGGCCGUUGAAGCAAAGGGCUUCACGGCGGCGCAAUGCAAGGCCGUCCUCAGCAGGACCAAGACCAGUGCCUGGGCGAUGCAGGAUACGCAGAAGAAGGUGGAGGCAAGGUUUUAA